AUCUGCUCGUGGCUUUUCUCAGUUCAACUCUCAAACUAUGUAGGUACUUGUCACACUUGAAUUGCAAUCGAGCGAGAUUCGCGAGCGCAUAAACGUCAUGGAAAUAUUCUGCAUUUUGUGAUCUUCGGCCCCCAGAUUUCAAUCCGUGGGCCGUGCCAACGCUGAAACGCCCACAGACAGACGUUGAUCGCCCAGCUCCGUUAGGUUGUCUCUUGCCCAAUCACAACACUUCCAGUCUUUCCAACUUCGUCGCAGUUGCAGACUCGACUGAAGCUGGUCUGCGCCCAUUGUUUUCGUCUUAUUACUGCAUCUGCAUUGUCCUAACGACCCACCCCGCAGGGCGAUCCGUCAGACCUCCUUGAUUCCCGCAAUAAUAACAUUCUUGCUCCGGCGUGGCUGGCCUCCGCCUCGAGCCUUUCCCCGAGCUUCGUUGCGCAGCUCCCGCGCUCCGGUUUCACCUGAACGACGACGCCCCGGGUUGAAGAGUUACGGCCCCUAAGACUUUUUAGCAGGAACCUACAACUUCCUUGCUGGUUCAGAGGUGCUGCCCCCCUCGACCGUUGGCGCGCGAUCCGAUUCCCUCACACCCCCAUCUCACCAAUCACGACCGGUAACCUGCCACCUUUUCGAGACUGCUUACCAGUCGGCGAUGUUCUAUUCACGCCGGUAUAAUAUCUCCAUCGGUAGUGGCCAGACCCUUGGGAACGCCUAUUGAUUGAUAUUGAUCCCGCAUCAACAUAUCGACAGCGCGUUCACUGCCGUCGUCGUCGUUUCAUAACCCCUCCAUCGACUACGUUCUCCGCCAUGACCCGACCAGAGGAUACCGUGCAAGGGCCACGCAGCUACCGGGGUGAGACGGAUGAGGACGAGGGAGAAAAGGGUUCGACCGACUCCCUGGUUCCCCCUCCGUUGUCCUACAAUGAUGGCUCACCGCGCACGGAGGAAGAUGGAUCCAGACCGGGUACCGCGAUGAGCGACCACCCUGGCAGUGGUGGCAAACAUUCAUCAAAUCAAAAAUUGUUGACGCAUGAGGAAACAAUCGAACUCGCCCGGCGUGCUGUGGAAAGUGGAAUUCAAGAUACUAAACGGUCCUUGGCGGGAAGCGAGGCUGUCACGGAUGUGGUCAAGCCGAAGCUUACUAUUGACCUGGGCCAUUCGCAUAUUGUCAGGAUACCGGAGCCCGUGGUGGACAUUAUCAAGGACGAGGUGGAAAGGCUUUCUCUAUCGAACAACCAUCUAUUUCAUAUUCCAUACCGCUUUGCCGAGUGCUCCCAUCUCCGAUACCUCAAUAUUCGAGCAAACAAUUUCCGUGAAUUUCCUAAAGGAGUCUAUAGAUUACCUCUGCUGGAGAUCCUUGAUCUCAGUCGGAACAAGAUCAAUGCACUCCCAGAUGAGAUUAGCAAGUUGCGAUCGCUACGGGUGUUAUCGAUCAUGCAGAAUCGGUUGGAUGACCUCCCAGUUGGGCUAUCCGACAUGAACAAGCUCCAAAUUCUCAAAAUAGCGGGCAACCCUCUGCGAUAUCCUCUCCGUCGUGUACUGGAGGCGUCAGAGGCUGAAAUAGCCCCAAAUAUGACGGACAAUGAGAAGGAAGUCGCGGUGACCGCAGAGCUCAAGAGGUUCUUGAGAACUCGACAGCAAGCGACAACACCUGAGCCAGAGAGCAGUGGCGAUACAAGCGACAUUUCAUUCGAUAUGCCAAAACCCGUACCGGUGAAACGGAAAUUGAGUAGUCGAUUUCCCGUCAUCCCAAGCACUGGUGAUGGAUCGGCACCCUCAUCUCGAUCUCCCUCUAUCUCGCGGGCACCACCAAUUCCUGCCAAAUCACACUUCCGAAUGGCCUCUGGCCAACAACCCCUAGGCUAUCACAUGCCUGGUCUUCAGCGGCCCGGUGUAAACCCUCACUCAGUCAACGAACGCAACCGAAGUAACAGCGAGGGAAUUAUUCAGGCUUCUUUCUCAGCUCGUAAUAAGCGUAUGGGCCUCAUUACUCGCAAAAACACAGAUCUGGGGACGCUGGACGAAACUCGGCCAUAUCGAAACAGUCAUUUGCGUGGCCUGAGCCACGGAUCUGUUCUCCGAGCACACCCAACAGCACCUGGUCCUACCAGCAGCAGUAGCUCUUCAAGCCCGAGUAGCCCACGAGAACGGCGACGUGUACGAGACGGCUGGGUCAACCGGAUGUCAAGUCUUCCGGAACAAAAGGGCGAACGAGUAUCUGAUGAUCCUAUUAUUGAGAGUGCCAAGGGCAUUCUGUUUGCGCUCUUCCAAAUUCACUCACAUAUUUCUACCCUCAUCAACGUGAUCCAGCGUGACGACACACGACGCCAUAGUCUGGAGCUCGUCUUCUACAAUGCUUCCACCCACGUCGAUCGGCUCAAUGAAGCCCUCGAGAAUGCCGAAACUUCACUGCCCGAUAGUCCCGAGUCAGCAAGAAUUAUCACGGAGACCGUCAAGCGCGAAUGUGAGACAUGUAUCGUGGCUUAUACCCACGUUGGAACACAGCUGCGGAACAGUGCUGCCAAAAUCGUCUCAAAUGGUGAUUCGCGCUAUGUGCGCUCGCUCAUGUUGAUGAUGUAUGGCAGUCUGGUGGAACUACGGAAUGCUUGUGCUAGCCUCAAUAUCCCGUUGUACCAGCCUCAAAAAUCUACCCCGGCUCCCAAGGCAAUCAUGCCAGAACCCAUCAAGGGCCCUCCCCCUGACCGGUUCCAACGAUCUAUUGUCACCCCGACUCGCGACCCAGCUCCCCCAACACGGCGAUUACGAAGCGACACUACAAUCCGACACCCUCAGAUGGCAAUGGGCGGUCCAUUACCAUUGAACGCCACCAGCCAUUCAGCGACUGGAUCGCCCGGCUACAAUACUCCAUCCUUCAAUUACGCACGCAGUCGAUCAAGCAGUCGGUCAAACCUCAUCAACACCUCGGUGCCGUCCUCUUUAGCGACGCCACGUUCCGGAGAGGCCUUCCCUCCCAUUCCCACAUCCGGCGGCGUGCCUCGAAUUAAUCCACUGACCGGCCUGGACGAGAUUGAGGAGGAACGAAUAUUUGAGAAGAUCUUCCAUCAACUCACUUCCGCCUACAGCUCGGCUCUCCAGGCACUCCCACUCGCUCGGCGACAAUUUAGCCGAUGCCUUGAAGUGGCAGAGCAAUCGCGCGAGUCGGAGGGAAUUCAAAUCCUUUGGACCAAUCUCAUCCGCCGGUGUCGCUUCUGCCUGGAAGUAUCCGAGGCACUGGGAAUGCGCCUCUCUAACAUGAAGGUGAAGGAGCCGGGCGGCGGACUACGUAACCAGCGGGAGUUUUGGCAACUGUGCAAAACCUUCAUGCAGUCUUUCGUCGAUCUCGUAACCGAUAUGCGAGAGGUGCGGAGCAUGCAACUUCUCCCUGGCGAUAUUAUCAUUAUACUACGUCCCGUACAGAAAGCCAGUCGCGAAGCGGGUCGCCUAAUCGAGGCAUCUCCUUGGUCGUAUCUCGCAGAUAUGGCUCCAACCCACACGCCAAGCAACCUGUAUGGGCCGCCUCUUCAACCGCCUCGCCCGCACUCGCAACAUCACACCUCGGUGUCAACUUCGGCCAUUGGGUCUCAUUCAACUGCGUAUCAGCUGGCUGCAAGCAUGUCCCCACAAUCGGUCACCGUGCCUGCAACUCCGCUGAGCGCUGCGCUGGGCCCUGCCGCGCAGGCCACCGUACCCUCUACCCCGGCAAGUGCAUACAGCGACAAGUUCUUCGAGGGUGACGUUUUUCAGCGAGCCGAUUCACUCCUGUCCAUGCCAAAUCAGGCACCUUUCUUCGCUCGCCGAUAAUCGAGUUAUCGCACUGUUCGGCAAUUCUGUAUCUUCAAGCUUGAGGUCCAGAACAACCAAUCCCCAUAUUCAGUCUGGUCUCCAUCUCAUUCCUCCCUUAUCCCGAUUUCAUGAUUAUACGAAGCGAAUGCAUUUGUUCUUUAUCUAGGUGUGGAUCCCUUCACCCACACUCGGCUCCCGGUCAAUGCAUCAGAUGCGAUGGUAAUCUCGCAUCUCCGAGGUACACGGACAGCUCCAUGGGUUAAGCUCGUAGCGUUGACCCAAAUCCCUACAAUGAUAGCUGGAUCAAAUCCUUCCUCAGCAACAGAGCGAAGCGGACACAGCCAGCCAUCGGUAGAAAACUAUACCUGGUAUUGACGUACUAUUGCCUAUAUGAGAAUAUGUUUGUACUUUCGGUUGUAAAAUAGAUGAUUAAAAACGCCUGGAAUCAAAAAAUCAAAUUUGACAAUGCAUAUGUAUC
Penicillium brasilianum is the source of this 4258-nucleotide messenger RNA. Lineage: Eukaryota; Fungi; Ascomycota; Eurotiomycetes; Eurotiales; Aspergillaceae. The record is from the annotation of a GenBank genome assembly.